GGCGUGAGAACGCUCACCCUCUGGACAGAAAUCAUCUCAUUUCAACCCUGAAGGUGCUACAUCUCCUUCACAAUCAGUAAGAAACACAAUUAGCUGAAGAGAGGAUUGCUCUUUCAUCCACCCACAAAGAAAAAUGGGUCUUGAAUCAGAAACAACGAAAAGAUCGGGACACUUCAAACCAAGCAUCAUUUUUCUUUUUUUGAAGAUGGGUUUCAUGGUACCUGCCUGCGGAUUUUCACUCAGGAGCUGCAGGAUCAGUGACGGCGUCGCGAUUUGUAGCGUCCAGAAGCUCACAGCUAUUCCUCUCGAUAUUCCGUCCACUGUCAUCGGCAUUGAUUUAACUAUCAACAGGAUUUCAAAAAUAAAAGCGACAGAUUUCAUGAAUCUCCCGAAGGUGAUCCAGUUAGACCUGAGCCGCAACGACAUUCAGAAGAUUGACGGCGGUGCUUUUGCUCACAUGAGUUCUCUCGAGAAGAUUAAUCUCAACAAUAACAAGCUCAACACACUGCAAGAGGGUGUGUUUGAGGGUUUGAGCCAGCUCACUGAACUCAGAAUGACCAAAAAUUCCCUCAAAAAUGUGUCAUCUGCUGCUUUCAAACCCAUGACCAGCUUGAAGCUCCUGGAUCUUACCCGAAACCAACUCAAGCAAGUUGACCUAAUCCUGCAACAGCUGCCACAUCUGCAGGAGCUCUACGUGAGUGACAAUCAGCUGACCACCUUUCAGUCAUGGGAGCUGAGCAACAGCUCACUUGGGCUUCGCUACCUGGAUUUGUCUCAGAAUCCCCUGGGCGUCUUCAACGUCACUGCCGACGUGUUUCCGAACCUCGUGUGGCUCACCCUCGGCGGCACGUCUCGAAAGCACCGGAUGAAAUUCGAAGUGCGUAACGGGACCUUCCUGAGAAGCGUGUCCACUCUCGACAUCAGCGGGCUCUCCAUGGCUCUUGAUGAGGUGAAAACAUUACUGGAGAUGGUGAACUCUUCGCUCACUUCUCUCAAGAUGAAUGGGAUGAAACUGAAACUCAGCAAGCUGAUCGGCGUCUCCUGCAGCAUCCCCACGCUCUCCAGGUUAAUGCUCCGAAACAACUACCUCCCUACGAUCAAUUCAGAUCUGUUCCAGCUGUGCGUUAACAUCACUGAGCUAGAUCUAAGAGGCAGUAAAGUCAGAAAUAUCACUGAUGAUGCCUUCAAGUCGCUUCGGAGUUUAAUGAUCCUGAACCUGAGUCACAACAACCUUUCUUCCGUCCCAGCAGCCACAAGGAAUCUACCAACUCUUCAAGAGCUGGAUCUCAGCACCUGUCACAUCAACAGGCUCCAAUGUGAUGAUUUUGCCAAUCAUACACAUCUCAGACAGCUCAACCUUUAUCAAAAUCCAAUCGUACAUCUGAGAGACUGCUUGUUUAAGGAUUUACAACAGCUGAGCACUCUGAAACUGCAGACAAGUAGCUUAACCACACUGAACGGUGCUUUCAAGAAACGCCUGCCAAACCUUAAAAAUCUAUCCUUGAAUGGAAAUAAGAUCACAUCUAUCAAUUCUGAGGAAUUUCGAGGCCUGACCUCCCUCCAGAACCUGUCUUUACACAGCAACCAGAUAAAAAAACUGAACAAGCGUAGUUUUGCUGGACUUACAAGUCUUGCCAAUCUGAAACUGCAACAGAAUGAAAUCACAGAAAAGCAACUAGAAACAGGUGCUUUUGAUGGUCUGAUCAACCUAAAAAGACUGGAUCUGACGGAGAACAAGAUCAAAUAUAAAAGCAGCUCGACUCGAAAGAGUCCACCGUUUUCCGAUCUGCCCCGUCUGGAGGAGCUGAGCGUUGGUUUACAGGGGAAGAGGGGAUGGUCCUAUCUGCCCCAGAACUUCCUGCAAGGCCUGUCCAACCUUUUGAGUUUAAACUGCAGGAACAUGAGGCUUAAAUCACUGCGCAAAGACAUUUUUAACUUCACGCCUCAGCUGGAAAACCUCGACAUCAACUCCAAUACCCUCUCUGACCUCUCAUCAGAACUCUUCUCCCCAAUCGGAAACCUGAAAAGUCUUUAUCUGAGCAGGAACUACCUGAAGUCCCUGGAUUUCUUCACGCAUGCCAACCUCAGCAAGCUGGAGUUUCUGCAGGCGAGGAUGAAUCAAUAUUCAGUCUUCAGAGAAGAAGUUAUCAGAUCCUUACCUGCUUUGGUUUACGUGGAUAUAAAGGGAAACAGUUUCACAUGUGACUGUGACAACGAGUGGUUCAUCCAGUGGGUGAUAAACGACACUCAGACACAAGUUGUUGAUGCCUACAACUUCCAAUGCAACUAUCCUCCGAGUAUGAAAGGUAAGCUGCUGCUGAACUUUGACAUGCAGUCGUGCUCACGGGACACCGCCUUUAUCUGCUUCGUCACGACCACAUUGGCUACGCUGUGUUUGAUGGUGGUGCCUUCCGUCUACCACUUCAUGAAGUGGCAGCUGGUCUACACGUACUACAUCUUCUUGGCCUGGCUUGCUGACACAAAGCACAAAAACAGGGAGGUUCCUCAUCAGUACGACGCCUUCAUCUCCUACAACACCCACGACGAGCCCUGGGUCAUUCAGGAGCUCCUUCCCAAGAUGGAGGGGGAGCAGGGGUGGAGGUUGUGUCUGCACCAUCGAGACUUUGAACCAGGGAAGUCUAUCAUAGAUAACAUCACUGAGGCCAUCUACAGCAGCAGGAAGACCCUCUGUGUGAUCAGCAGUGGAUACCUGGAGAGCGAGUGGUGCUCCAGAGAGAUCCAAGCAGCCAGUUUCCGGCUGUUCGAUGAGAAGAAGGACGUCCUGAUCCUGGUGUUCCUGGAAGAGAUCCCUGCCUCCAAGCUAUCCUCGUAUUUCCGCAUGAGGAAGCUGCUGAAGAGGCAGACCUACCUGAGCUGGCCCCGGGCCGGGGAGCACACCGGGCUCUUCUGGGAGAAGCUGCGCCAGGCCCUGCAGACCGGGCAGGAGCUGGAUGAGGAGCGGUUCAACCUCACUGUGCUUGACACCGAGUGACGGGAGCAACUCAGAACCAGGGAGCACACUGAAAACUAUCUGCACUUGAACGUUACAAACUUUUGUCUGACUUUUGAUCUUGACUUCAUGUCACUCAAGCCAACAACUCAAGCAGAAAUCUUGGUGUAAUUAAUUAUGGAGCAUCAGCCACAUUAAGACAGUAACAAAAUCACCUCCUGAAAGAAUUCAAGAACCAACCUUACUUAAU
This is a messenger RNA of Salarias fasciatus (jewelled blenny), 3200 nucleotides long. RefSeq names its product toll-like receptor 22 (gene tlr22). NCBI's taxonomy places the organism in Eukaryota, Metazoa, Chordata, Actinopteri, Blenniiformes, Blenniidae. The coding region runs from base 134 to 2992 and encodes 952 amino acids. Gene Ontology annotation, cellular component: plasma membrane. Gene Ontology annotation, biological process: signal transduction. The transcript has 4 exons. The record is from RefSeq and is a predicted model, not a curated record. Gene Ontology annotation, molecular function: signaling receptor activity; protein binding.